Molecule: messenger RNA, 5875 nt
Organism: Perca fluviatilis (European perch)
Lineage: Eukaryota; Metazoa; Chordata; Actinopteri; Perciformes; Percidae
Gene: dnmt3bb.1
Product: DNA (cytosine-5-)-methyltransferase 3 beta, duplicate b.1
Exons: 22
Coding region: 261-2756 (831 amino acids)
Biological process (GO): negative regulation of transcription by RNA polymerase II
Cellular component (GO): nucleus
Molecular function (GO): DNA (cytosine-5-)-methyltransferase activity, acting on CpG substrates; DNA binding
Source: RefSeq, a predicted model, not a curated record
CACACACACACAGAGACACAGAGAGAGAGACACACACACACAGAGAGAGAGAGAGAGAGAGAGAGAGAGAUCUGCAGCAGCAUGCUUCAACAGAGUGCCCAACUCCUGCGCGAGGACUAGACCGACUGCUGACCUGUGCUUUAAGUUCAAGGCUGAUUCUCUAAACUUUUUGAAGCACCCUUUUCAACAAAUUUGACUGUACAGACAACGACUCAUCUUCCGUGUCACUUUCCAGCCGUGGAUGAGUGCAGGAAGCGUGGAUGGUUAUGUUUGAAAAGGAGUCAGUACAGCCUCUGGACCAGUCGACUGUGACAACGAUGCCUUCAAACAAAUACUCUGCUGCUAUCAUGGAGGAGAGCAACAAGAUGACGGCCACAGCAGCGGUAAACGGAGACACGGCUCCAGCUGAGGGCCUAUCAGAGAAUGACAGUGGCGUGGAGCUGAUCAAUGAGAACAGCCCUCUGACCGCGGCUGAACCGCCCUCCCCCUUCAGCCCCAAGCAGAACGGAGAUGCCGCCUCACCUCAAGAUGGUAACCAGUGUUCAGGGGGGAGCAGGAAGAGGAGCAGGAAGAGGUCAGAGGAGGAGGAAGCUACCUGGGACUCCUACAGCGAGGACAAGACUUCAGGAGCGUCUCAGUUGAGUUUGAGACAGACGCCUCGACCCAGAACCAUCUUCCAGGCCGGUCUGACGCCACACACACACAACAAACCUCGCAGACAGAGCCGCAAACAGGAGCACAGCAUGUUACUGUGUGGUGGUGGUGGUGCUCCUCGGGUGGCUGUGGCUGUGGCUGUGGCCUUGUCCGGCGGGGUCCCCGAGGCCCCCCGUCUGGAGCUGAUGGAACAAGACUCCAAGGACUCGGCCCAGAGCAUCAGCACCUCCUCUAGCUCCGAGAUCCAGCCGGAGUACAAUGACAACAAGGGUUUUGGCAUCGGCGAGCUGGUGUGGGGGAAAAUCAAGGGCUUCUCCUGGUGGCCCGGCAUCGUGGUGACAUGGCGCGCCACCGGCAAACGACAGGCCAGCCACGGCAUGAGGUGGCUGCAGUGGUUCGGAGACGGCAAGUUCUCUGAGGUUUCUGCAGACAAACUGGACUCCAUCACCGCCUUCCCCAAGUUCUUCAGCCAGGCUUCGUACACCAAGCUGGCGUCGUACCGCAGGGCCAUCUUCCAAGCACUGGAGAUGGCCAGCAUCCGGGCAGAGAAGAAGUUUCCUCCCUGUGAGUCCGACAAUCUAGACGACCAGGUCAAGCCCAUGCUGGACUGGGCCAAUGGCGGCUUCCUGCCCAAAGGAGAGGAGGGACUCAAACCUACGCACACUGCCGACAGUAACCCUCUGGACCACCAGGUCCUCGAUGUGUCCCUGCCAGAGUAUUUCCCCAGCGCCAAACGGCCCAAAGUCAGCCUCUGCAAGAGCAAGGCCGCCCCCGAGGAGUCCUACAGCAGAGAACAAAUGGUGAAUGAAGUUCUGAAGAAUAAAAGAAGUAUAGAAGAGUUCUGUCUCUCUUGUGGAAAGAUGAGAGCAGCAACCUUCCACCCGCUGUUUGAAGGAGGCCUGUGCCAAACAUGCAAGGACGUUUACCUGGAGAUGUCCUACAUGUACGACGAUGACGGUUACCAGUCCUACUGCACCGUCUGCUGCGGAGGUCGCGAGGUUCUGCUCUGCGGCAACGCCAACUGCUGCAGGUGUUUCUGCGUGGACUGUCUGGACAUCCUGGUCGAUCCCGGGGCGUCUAACAACGCUCGCCAUCUGGACCCGUGGCGAUGCUACAUGUGCCAGCCGCUGCUGCAGUACGGCGUCCUGAAGCAACGGCAUGACUGGAGCCUCAAGCUGCAGGAGUUUUUUGCCAACGACAACGGACAGGAGUUUGAGAAACCAAAGAUUUACCCAGCAGUCCCUGCAGAGCAGAGACGACCAAUCAGAGUCCUCUCCCUGUUUGACGGCAUUGCUACUGGCUACCUGGUUCUGAGGGACCUGGGUUUUAAGGUGGACCAGUACGUGGCGUCAGAGGUGUGUGAGGACUCCAUCUCAGUGGGGGUUGUCAGACAUGAAGGAAAGAUCCAGUAUGUCCAUGAUGUCAGGAACAUUACUAAGAAAAACCUUCUGGAUUGGGGUCCAUUUGACCUGGUGAUAGGAGGAAGUCCCUGCAAUGACCUGUCAAUCGUCAAUCCUGCCAGAAAAGGGCUCUAUGAAGGCACAGGGAGGCUGUUCUUUGAGUUUUACCGUCUGCUGAGUGAGGCCAAGCCCAAAGAAGGAGAGGACCGGCCGUUUUUCUGGAUGUUCGAGAAUGUGGUCGCCAUGGGCGUCAAUGACAAGAGGGACAUCUCACGAUUCCUGGAGUGUAACCCUGUGAUGAUCGAUGCUAUCGAGGUCUCUGCUGCUCACCGAGCCCGAUACUUCUGGGGAAAUCUACCUGGCAUGAACAGGCCUCUGUGUGCCUCUGGGAUGGACAAGCUGGAGCUGCAGGACUGUCUGGAUCACGGCAGAGUUGCAAAGUUCGGGAAGGUGCGCACCAUCACCACUCGCUCCAACUCCAUCAAACAAGGAAAGGAUCAACACUUCCCCGUCCUGAUGAAUGGAAAGGAGGACAUACUGUGGUGCACUGAGCUAGAGAGGAUCUUUGGCUUCCCUGUUCACUACACAGACGUGUCCAACAUGGGUCGUGGUGCCAGACAGAAGCUCCUGGGCCGGUCCUGGAGUGUCCCCGUCAUCAGGCAUCUGUUCGCACCAUUGAAAGACUACUUUGCCUGUGAAUAGAUGCCAACCGCCACCAGCAAACAGACGCCACUUAUGAUUACACACCAGCUUUCCUAUCGUGAUAUUGGCUCCAAAGUACAUCAUCUGCCAGCCAAAUCAUUUCGCAAAGAGCUGGGAGUUUUCUCCACUCAGGCAGGCAAAGAACCAGUUCACUACGGUGUAGCUGGAAAAUAGUGUAUGUAGCUGUUAGUUUAGUCCAGCUCUUUCUGGAUCCUGGUGAUAACACACUUAAACACAUGUAAUACACACUAACACAGAGACAGAAAUACAGCAUAGGCUAUGUUUUAUCACUAACACAGGGAGGGUCAAAGGUCAGUGUCCCUGAGGCCAGUAGAGUGAUGGGUCCCGUCUGGAUGUUUAGCAGCUCUUCUACUUUGUUCAUUAACAGCAGACCUGUACAGUGAUUUUAACAGGAUUUUCCUUUUGUUUUAAAAUGCCCUUGGAAGGCAUGGUUUGUAAGUUGACAACACUUAGUAAUAGUAGAAAGAUAGAGAACAUGGCACAGACGCUACAGCUGUUAAGUGGCUCCGUUUCAUUUUUUAUUUAAUUAAAUUUUUGUAGGAAGAGUAAAACAUUUCACAGGAUGCUCAUUUAGCUGAUGAUUAAAAUGUGUGACAACAGGCUGCUGAUACAGGCUGUUCAUCCAAACACUUGAACCAAAGUCAUUAGAUGGACAGUUUUUGGGCUACAGCUGUUCCACUCUCCUCAGGCCACAAUGUAUUUUCUGUCGAGAAAAGCCAAAACAUGACAUUGGGGGUUUCUGUCCAGUUUCAAAGGUAAUAAAAAUAAACAACUGCACUGGAUAAUAAAAGAUUAACCAGGAAAAAUCAAUGAUUAUUUUGUCAGAAAUGAACAACAACAUAUACCAUGAGUCUAAGCCAAACAGGUGCUGGAAAGCCUUGUGCGAGCUAACAAAAAUAUUCUUUAAUCUUUGUUAUAAUGACAAGUUGCUUAAAGAGAUAUUUUGCUGAUUUAAAUGCAGCUCUGUCAUGGCGGUGUCGGCAGUGUGUUUGGAUGAAGUGUGUCUUCCCUCCGUGGCGCCGGUGCAUGGUCGGAGCUCCCUGCGGAGGCACGUGGCGUCAUCCGGCCGAUCUUGGCAGACCUCCACUGCUCAAAGCUCCGUGCAAACGCCCUUCAUCUAAACACACUGCCCACACAAAGAUGACACAGAGCUGGACUAAAAUCGGCAAAGUAGAAAACCAUACUAUCAUGUUUGAGUUUUUCAACAGACCAAUGAAAGACGUGCUCUGUAGGAAAAUACAUUCAGCGGUGGGAGCGAGUGCAACCCAAGCUAGCCUGGAGGUGAAGCAGGAUUUUGUCUUUAUAUUGAGACGAGAUCAUAUUCAUAGAUUUUUGUUUGUUAUAAAAAACACUCAUUUUUACUUUUUGUCUUUUGCUUUGACAUUAGCUAAUUUGAGCAAAAUAGCUUCCUUAAAAAAGAAAAAAUAACUUCUAUUAAAGAUUAUAUACAAGUGUUUUUGUAUAGAUAGUGUGAAACCUUUGAGUUAUAAUGUCACUGUGACAUCUCCCUGAUAGCUACAUACAAGUACUUGAAACAAGCCAAUGCAAAAACAGAGAUAUAGAGAAAGUUUUUGUCUUUUGCAAACCGUUCCAGACAGCUAAGAAUUAAAGACUGAGGGCAUUUAGCCUACUGUAGAAGUUUAGAUUUGAUCUUUAAAAUGACAUUGUUUAAGUUCAUUGAACUGGCUGGAUGUGUGGGUAAUCCUGGUCAGAAAAGUUCAUUUGAAUCCAGGAAAGAGUGAGUGUCACUGUUCCUAAAAAUGGUGGGAAACACUGGUGAACACGCAAUAUUUGUUGUAAACUACCACUGACUACUUUUGGUUUAAAGGGGGUUUUGAAAACAUUUGACAAGAGGACAUCCAUCCAAAAUGUUCUCUAUAAUGCUGGUUGACACUGCGCUUUGCCACACAGUAUGCAUAAAUAAUUACAAGUAAUUAUGAGAAAAUAAUACUGAAUGUGUAGUAUGUUGCGCACGUUUGUUGCGAGAAGAAGUGUUUCUCUGUGAGACUUCAAACACAACACAGUUAUUGCAAUCAUGUAGAUUAAUAAAACUCCUCAAUAAUGAUAAAUGUUGUAUUUCCAUGUCAUACUGUAUGCUUAAGAUUUAGCUCAACAGACGGGUGGACACUUUAUUUUGGUACAAAUUCUGCUGAUGUGUCCAUACUCACAAAACUUGCCGUAUUACUUUGAAAUACAUUUUUGUUUGUUUGUUUGUUUGUUUUUUUAUAACUGGAAGAUGCUGUUGGCUGUCACCACAUCAUACUAAGUGGGCAUUACCUCAGACAAAGAGGCAACUGUACAUCACUCCUCCAUUAGGAUCUUUGUUGUGUGAAUAUAUACUGUAUAUUGUAGCUUUAUGCUCCCAUAGCUUGUAUUUUAUCACUGGAACUUUUUUUUCUUUUUACACGUUUUGCGUAAUGUAUCGAUAUAAAGGUUUACAAGGGUUUUAACUCUCUUGUUUGAAAAUAACUACAUGUUUUAUUGUAACACAAAAUGCACAAGCCUUCAUGUUGAAAUCAUUCCUUCAUGGUGCUCCUUCAAAAGGCCUCUUAAAGUGCCACCUUUUGGUUUUCUAUUCUAUCCUUUAAAAAACAACAAAAACUGAUUGUUUACAUGCUAUAUUAAUACUGCUGAGCUUGUUGAAUGUUUUGCUUGAAAACUGUACACAAAACCAAUUCUCCGUUCUGCUCUUUUAAGACUUUUUAUAUUUACAGUAUGCAGUGUUCUUACUUUAAAUGUAUAAUGUUAUAGGACGAUCUAGAACAAAUUAAUCGAUAGCUUUUUGAUAUCUUGUGUUUCAAUGUAAACCAUUGAGUGUAUUUGUAGGCUUGAGUGUGAAUGACAUCUGAAAACACUUUUUGUUCUAACCUUUUAGUGCUCUAUCUUUUAUAAGAAUCCCAUUUGAGGAUUUUUUUGUCUUUACCUUUUUAUGAAUCUAGAGCAGAAGCAUUUCAAAUUAACAGAUUCUCUGCUAUUUUUUUUUACUUCAUUUGAAUAGUGGAAAAGCGCUGAUGUAUUUUUUUAUGUUUGUUUACUUCCUAUAGCAACCUAUAUAAAAGUUUUACUCAAUAAAAUGCAGCUUGGCUGCUAAAAACCUC